This is a messenger RNA of Plasmodium vivax (malaria parasite P. vivax), 10754 nucleotides long. RefSeq lists its product as hypothetical. The transcript has 5 exons. Lineage: Eukaryota; Apicomplexa; Aconoidasida; Haemosporida; Plasmodiidae. The record is from RefSeq and is a predicted model, not a curated record. Bases 810 to 10754 code for a protein of 3314 amino acids.
CCCCACUUUUACAGUACCAAGGAAGAUGACUCAUGUCAUCACAUUUUGAUUGCAUUUAUUUUUUAACUGAACAGUUUUACUUCUUUCUUCCCGCUAGCAGUGACGCUUCUUACAAUUUCGAACGAAGAAGUUGCAAACGAGAAGCGUAGAAGAUUUUUUUUUUUUUUUUUAAGUGUCACCGAGUAGCCGCUUUAUUCGCGGCCUGCUUAAAAACCUGACAAAUGAACAAAUAGACUGGGGGGAAGGGCGCUAAAGGGGCUUUUAGCAAAAGCUCCCACCUCCACGCACCCCUUCAUUCUACACUUGCAUGGUAGGCGAGUAGAAUACGGAAAGGGGCCAAUCCGAAGAGCCACAUAUUUUGCUUUGUUCCGCCGCUCGUAAAGGGCAGAUGCGCUUCCCCCCGAGUUUGACGCGGUGAAAGAGGGGGGGGCACAGAAGGGGCGCUUAAUGUUCCUCGGAAUCAGCUUCCACACGGGGGCCCCUCGCAAAUAAGGGGUGCACAUUUACCCGUCUGUGCUCUCUCCCAAUCGAACAGACGAGAGAAGUCACAUCGCAAGCUGUGUAGAAAGCCGCACCGAAAGCUACAACCUGGAACGACAUCCCCUUCGGAACAGCCUUCAUUUUCGCUUUUCCUCACUGAAGAAGCUAAGAAGCGACCGGGCUAGGGCCUUCCCCCCCUUGUAGGCUUCGGUGACGAGACAGCCAUGUGCACAUCUACGUGCCCAUCUGUUUGUACGCACCUGCACCCCCGCUCAUGUGUGCGCUCCUAACCGACAAACAACGAACGAACGGACGAAGCAAAAAAAAACAUGGACUACCACUUCGCACUGAAGAAGCAGGACCUCUCGGUCAGCAUCGACAUGCACAAUGAGAGGAUCGAAGGGAGCACCACCAUGACGCUGGCCAUGUACAUGCCCAUUUAUUACCUCUACGAUGAGGAAGAUUUUGCCAAGGCCAACUAUGACAUUAGCAAAGUGCGGAUUAGGAGCGACGCAGACAGCUGUGAAGGGGGUGAUGAUCAAGUGGUGGAAGAAGAAGAGGAGGACGAAGAGGUGCAGGGGGAAGGUGAAGGGGGGGACGCCGUAGAUGCAGGGGAUGGCGAAACCACGGAGGGGAGAAGAGGUGACGAGGAGGAGAGGUCCAAACAGGAGGCAUCCCCCAACCUGGCUGAAACACCCAGCCCCGCUGCGUUCGCCGCCUACGGGGAGGGUGAGGAGCACGGAGGAGAGGGGAGGCACAGCCAGCAUGGCAAACAUGGCAAUCAUGGCAAACAUGGCAAUCAUGGCGAUCAUGGCAAUCAUGGCAAACAUGAAAAACACAGCAAGCACGGAAAAAAUAAAAAGCAUCGAAAGCACGGAAAACAUGGCAAACACCGGAGGCACUCCAAACACGCCGCGCCAAACGGGGCAGAGCCCCAGGAGGAGGCCCCGCGGGACGUCCCCCUGCUGGAGGACAAAGCCUACGCCAAAUUUAUGAAGAGAAAAAAGGAAAAGAAAAUAUUCGUCGUCCUUGAAAUGCCACACAACAUCAACUCGAGUGCCUACCAGGAUGUUAAAGUGAAUGGGCGCGAACGGGAGAGCUACUACAUCGUGUAUAGCAGCAUGGGGCAUGGCGGCGAGCCCUACGUUGAGGGGGACGCCCAUCGGAAGCAUGAGCGGUGUGAGCAGCGUGAGCGGUGUGAGCAGCAGGAUCAGCAGGAUCAGCAGGAUCUGCACUCCCAUCAUAACCUGCAACAACCGACGGGGCACAGCGAGAACCCGGGCCAAGACGCAGAGGCGGAAAGGAGGGGACCCCCAAACAGCAUAGCAACAGACGAAGAAACAGAAAAGAAGGAAAACUUAAAGUUGAAGCUGAAGUUGAAGCAAGUCAAUUUUGCCAACUCGAAUGGGCGCAGUAACGUAGAUGGAGAAGUCGCCCAGGGUUGUGGAUCCCCCCCCUGGGAAGACGCCGAAGGGGGGAACGACCCAACAGGAGAAGUGCCCCAUGAAAAAGGCAAAACGAAGAGGAAGGCAGAAGCGGAAGGGGAGGAAGACCACAGAUAUGCCGAUGACAAUCACAAGAGCAAACACAUCCCAAACAUCCUAGACCUCGUUUCUCUAAACAAAUACACAGAGGAGAAUCACCUCAAGGGGAGCAACUACAUGUUCAUAGUGAUAGAAGACGAUAUAUGGAAUAAGGAAAAGGAAAAAAAUUGCAACAACUGGAAAAAUUUUUGCCAAGGAGAAACAGUCACAGUGAAGAGGAAGGGAGAAUACCACAUAAAAAUUUUAAUAGAAAUAAGUUUAACCUUUUCCCUAUUCAAUUUGUCCUCCUCCCGUAACAAUUUAUAUUUCAAUAGGAGUGAAAACUUACUGGUAGGUUUGCAAAACUAUGCAUGUAACAGCACUUGGUUCCCAACUUUGUCAAAAAUGGGUAACAUUUAUGGGAGAUGCUCUUGGGGACUCCUCUUCAAAAUUGAAAAGCCCUACGUGGUUAUAUCGUCCAAUAGCUUAAUAAAUGUGUACGAUGUGGGCAAUGUAAAUUUCUUUCUUUACAAGACUAGCAGCCGGCAUGGCAAAUUGGCUCCCCAUCAGAUCUCUCUCUAUGCUGGUAGGUUCGAUUUCCUUCACUUAAAUAAUUUAAACUUUAAAGAUUUCCACCAAAUAAAUUACGACUUUUUAUACAAAACGGAGGUGGGGUUGAGGAGUAAUAAGUCCUAUUCGGUGGAUCAGUAUGGGAAAGCCAAGGGCAAAGGGGGGGGAGGUGCCUUUGGCAGAACGGAUAGGCUGGCCGAGGGUGCCGUGCCACCCUCCAGGGAGAACCUCUCCUCGGGGGGAAAGCCCAAGCGGAGGUCCUCCACUAGGCGGUACUACGUCGACUCGGAGGGGAGCAGCGAGGGCGCGAUGGGUGCGAACAACGCGAUGGGUGUGAAUAAAGCGAUUGGUGCGAAUGGCGCGAAUAGCGUGACCAACGCGGAUGCUGCGAACAACACGGACGCUGCGAACAACGCGGGCGCCGCUAACAACGCGGGCGCCGCUAACAACGCGGGCGCCGCUAACAACCCGGACGGUGUUAACAGUAAUGGUGCAACCGCUGCUACCGCCCCGGAUCAGGGGGGCGCGCCGCCCACGAGCGAGUACCGCGAAAAGGGCGUCCCCAAGAAGGAGUGGCGCAGCUACUACGAACGGGUGAAGGACAAAGUCGUGCCAAACAUAUUCAUUUUCACCGUAAAAAAUUACAAAGACGAAAUGGUGCACUCCAGCUACCACGUGGGAUACGUACUGAGGGCAUUUCUCGAAAUGAGCAAAGAAAGCUUCCCCUUCGACAAUGUUACAAUUUUAUUUCUCCCUCUAUCCUUUUUAAACUUGGAGCACUACCCCUCGUCUGAAAGCAUCGAAUCUUCCAUCAGUGCGCACAUCUACGAUGACAUGAAGAAUGGCUACAGCCUGUUUGCCAACAGCAACUUAUUAAAUGCAAAGCUAUCGGAGCCUUAUGUUUUUCUAGGCAACAAUAAGUAUUUUAUCUUUGGAAAUGUAAUCGUCUUCUCCACGCAGAUUUUGCACUCACUGUAUGACACCCUUUUUAACAUAAGUCUGUAUAGUUACAAAAUCGUUAUGGCCGAGGGGCUGCUCUCCCUUUGCUUUGACCACUACGCGGAUGUAGUGAAGGAUGAGAGUGUUCACCUGGUGCUUAUGCUCAAGUGCCUAGUCCUGCAAAAGUACUUGGAGCAAAUCUUCGGGACGAUCGAAAUGAAUGUCAUUUUUUAUGAGCUUAGGGAGAGGUACUGCUCUCUUGUGGAGCUCUUCGGUGAUGUGAAUUUGUUUUACCAUUGUGGUAAGGAGAGGGGGAAGUCCUUUACGUCGACUCAAGUGCGGAAGAUGCCUGCCGGGAUGGUCUCACCCCACUCUAACGUUCCACCCACGGGGGAGAGUUUCCCCACCCACGGCCGAUCCCCCUAUGCGCUGAACAGCCUGUUCUUCCUCAAAGCGUUCCUCUGCGUCCGAAUAUUUUUUAACAUACUGAAGAGCUUCUCCUUCUGUGCCACCAUUCAGCAGUACUGCUUUGGGCUUUUCUUUUCCUACCUCAAGCGGAAGGGGCGGGUGAUCAGCUCGUCCAAGUUUUGGAAGCAGGUCCUCGCCGAGUGCACGCGCAGGUACAUCGAGAGCUACAAGCAGCUCCCCAAGAACAAGUUCAAAAUGAAGAGGAUCGAUUUGCACGCCAACUCCAGCGAACUCAGGUCAGACGAGCACGAGCAGUACCAGCUGCUGGAAAAAUAUUUCUCGCAAUUCCUCCAAACGUAUAUUAAGGGCUACGGGGUCUGCCAGUACAUCCUUACAUUCAACGUGCACCUACAGAGAAAGGGGACCUCCAUGGACAGCUUCAAUUUCCUGGUGAGCCAAAACUCCAUUAACCCCUUCAAUUUCGUGAAUGAGAAUUUCCACUCGGACUACUUCCUUGCAGAGAUGGCGUCCACCAGUGUGUAUAACCUCCUGGAGCUGAACAAGCACAUCGAUUGGAAGAGCAGCACACAUGGGGGGAAGCACAACAGUAGGAGGAACAAAAUGAUCAUGCAGAAUUACCUAGACCGAAUCUACUACGAUAAGCUCUCCGAAAAGGGGUCCCCAAGUGAUUACUUUCACCACAAUUUAGAGAAACAGUUCCUCUCAUUUUUAAAGGAAAAAAAAAACCUCCAGAUAGACCACUUCUACGAAUAUCGGGAGGACCUGCUCAGCCGGAAGGCCAACGAGUUGCUAAAAAGACACGUCAUGAGGAGGAAGCGUAAAAGUUUUGCCUUCCUCCCGAGAGCCACGCUCAGGAAGAUGGCGCUUCCUGGCCAGAUUGGCACCACGCAGAGUAGCAAAGAUACCAUAGGGAGAAACCCCGUCGGGUAUGUCCCCAAGAGGGAGGAACAGGCACUGGGUGAAGGGGCAGGCGCAACCCCCCUGCAGAGUGAAAACGAGUCCAAUUGGUUAGUUGCAAAGCGGCACACGGAAGGCGCCACCGAAGGGGACACGUGUAAAGACCAAACGGGGGGCGCUCUUUACGGAGGAACCGCGGAUGGUGAAGUGCCCCUCAUUGACGAACCCCUUGCGCAGAGAGACGUCUCCAAAAAAAGGAAGUCGAAGAAGAGAAAGCGUCACGAGAAGGGGAAAAAGAAAAAAAAAAAAAAAAAAAAAUCCAAUAGGGAACAAACAACCGUGGACGACCUAAUCAGAGCAGAAAAGAUAAACAGACGAUUAAAGAUUUCUAGAAAUUAUUUUCUAAAAAAAAAAAAAGAGAUAAUCAAUUUGCCCUACUCUAAUUAUGAUAGCUUAGAACUCAUCGCAAGGGAUGGCAACUUCUAUCUGGGCUUUGGCUACGUAGGGUCAGAUGACCUCGCCCUGACCACUGGGAAAGGAAACCUCCACAAUAAUAUCAUCGCCUAUCAGAAGUUUAAAAAUUGUAAUUUGAAAAAGCUAAGUGAGUUGUGCGUGGACAAGCAUCACAUCCAUGAGUACAACAGCACAACUCCCUUCCACACCAGUUGCAUAUACCCGCAGUGGAAAACGACCCUUCGCUUGUUUUAUUAUUUGCACCUACUAAGCAAAAUUCAAAAGAAGAAGAAGCUCCUAAUGCGCGCUACUGCUCCUGUGCUGGAUGCCAAGGAGGAAAACGAAAUCGACAUUUUCGGCCAGGGGGACCACGUGGGGGGCAAGCUCCUUGCGGACAAACAAGGGAGGAAGAAGCAGAAAAAGGAGAGGAAAAAAAAGGAGAAAAAAAAGGACACACACGGGGGGAGUCGCCACGACGAGGCUCGGCACAGGCACAGGAAGGCAAAGAGGAGGAAAAAAAUGCACAAAAUGGGGGGUAUACAAAUGGUGGAAAAUUUGGAGGGCGCACAAAACGUGGAAAGUGUGGAAAACGUGGAAAACAUGGGGAGCAUGAACCAAGCGGAGGGGGCGACAGGUGUGCCGAGCGGUGGGGUAAACGCCGACGAGGAGGAAGCACUGCGGGGGGGGUACGGCGGCGACGUGGAUGGCUUUAAUCACCCGCCGUACGGCACCCUCGAGAGCACCACUAGCUUAAAUUUUGACUACCUCUACGCAGGGGGCAUGCUGGAGGGGGGAGUAACCGCCCCGCCGUUCGACUCCAUCGCGAAUGAGGGGGUGUCAGUGGGGAAGGCCCAAGGGGGGCACGCAGAUGGGAUAAACGACGUAGCGGAUGACGCGGCGGUGGAUGUAACCGUUGAUGGAGAGGCGGACCCCGCUGCCAGCCACGCGGGGGACCCACCCGGCGGAGGCGAAUCGAAGAAGGAAAAGAAAAAAAAAAGGGAAAAGCGAAAAAUGAAGAAAAGCAAAGAAAAGAUAAAAAGCCUGAGGGAUCUCCUCCUGAACAACAAGCUGUACGCGGAGAACUACCUCAACCCCUAUGUGGCCAACAACAUGCCCAUCUCCGUGGACGAAAAUAAAUUUUUCUUCUGCUUAUUAAAAAUCGAAAUUGUGGAGGAUGACGGGGUGAGAGUUGUUAAAAAGAAUCUGCUGGACAACGUCACUCCGACGCGAUUCAGUGUAAACGCCAGACCCGAAAAGGGAAGGAAAAAGGUCGCCUUUAAACAUGAGGCCAUAUAUAUGUCAAAGCAUGAAGAAUACGUUAGUAGAAACCCAAUCGAUGCGAUGGAAAGCUACACGAACGAAACGGUCAAGUUCAUUGGAAUUACAAAUGAAAGUGAUAAACACAUGAUUGAGUAUUGCAAGCAGAAGGUCCUGAAGAAGGACAAGUCUUUGAUGUGUCUAGACAACAGGAAAUUAGUGGCAAAAAUUUGUAGCAAAGGGAAAAUUCCCCUGCUUUGGAUUCGCAUCGAUAAUGACUUUUCCAUUUUGGGGAGAAUUAGAAGAACGCAGAGUGCCAGCAUGUGGAUUCAGCAGCUGUUCAACGACAACAAUGUGUUCGCGCAGCUCGAGUCCUCCUUCGCCUUGGCCUUCAUCCCCUUCUUUUUCCUCCAGAGGAAUGUAGCGGGCGGUGGGGCAGCCUCAGCGGUAGUAGCGGUGACAGGGGGCGUAACAGCCGCAUCAGGAGGAGUAGCGGGGCAGGUGGACUAUAAGACCGAUCAAGGCACCCAUCCAGAUGGCACACUCGGCAUAAAUAUGCACUCCCAUGGGGUUGGGGCCUCCAACUCGGGGACCAACCCACCACAUAGCACCGCAAAUGGUGGAGAGAACAUCGGAGAAGACUCCAUGCAGUUCAUCCAAUCGGUGCUCAGCACAAACAAAAGUGGCAAGCACAAAAAAAAUGACUUCCACUUGGGGACUCUCCCAUUCAAUGUUGCAUCUGGGGCCACUCUAGAUAGCCAACUGCUAAACGAUAGCUAUGACGUUGCGCAUGGGCAGGAAAACCCCCCACACAAGAAUCGCAUGCUGGAGAGGGAAGUCACUUCCAACAGUAUGGCGAAUGAGAAGAACGUGGGGGCCCACCACAGCUCGAAGGGGCUAAUGAACAACAUCGUGAAUGCCGACUAUGCAAGUUACGCAGCGGGGGAGGAGGAGGAGGAAGAAGAGGACGCGGGGUUGGAGCUGCCCAACCUGCCUAGCAGUGGCAAAUAUGAAAAAAGGAGGAGCAGCCAUCUGGCCCGCAUCGCCAGAAAUGAUGAAGCUCCCAUGAAGGAGAAGAUCAACGCCAAUCUGGUGAACGAGGACCAAAAUGAUUUGCUCAAAAUGGAAAGGCUGUCAAGUCAUAGCAGCAGCUCUGGAAGCGAGACGGAUGUGCUGGACUGUAACUUUUCCACCUCCACUAUCGACGACUUGAAUGAAGAUGCAAACGCAUCAGAACGUAACUACUCAUCGUCUAGUUACAAGAAACAAAAGAAUUAUAAAAAAAAAUGGAGCAGAAAAAUAUCCAUUGCAAACAUCCCCAUCAACGUAGAAGUGAUCAAAUGUCUUUACAAGUCUAUAACGGCCACGUACCUCCAUUACAUGGUAAAGGUUAGAUGCGUCUACUCCCUCUGCUUCAUUCAUAAUAGGUACCUAUGCACGCAGAAGAUUAUUCAAAACCUUUUUUUGGAUUAUGCCGACGAGUUUUAUGGGAACGAUUUGAAUCAGAAGAGGUUCAUGCAUGCUUUCUAUGUUGCCAUGUCUUUGUUAAGGAACAGGAAUAAUAGGACGCCCAAAAUUAUUCUUUUUUUUUUUGCGAACAAGUGCGCCAAUUUUGUCUACUCCCUUAACCUCAGUGAGAGGUACCACUUGGUGAGUGACGCGCAGGGGGGGGUAGCGGCGCACUCGCAGGGGGGUAUAGCGGCAUCCUUUCAAGGGGUGCCCCCCCAGGGUGCCUCUCCAAGCGGGGGUAUGACAAAUCGGAUGGGGAAGUGCCCGCAAAAGGGGGAGCCCCCAGAGGAACUGCGCGAAGACGCCAACGCGUCCAAACUCUCCUGCGCGACGUCCUUCCCCCUGAUUUUCCCCCCCUCGACGAACGACCUGUGCAAGAGCUACGACAGCGUCAGCCUCAAGCAGGGGGAAGCACACAGGGGGUCCCACUCUGCAGUUGUGAACAAAGACGCGCCCCCCGAAGGUGCCCAUGAUGAAGUCGAAAUGGACUUUGUAGUGGAGAGAAUGGCCGCCCUGACGCAGGACCAGCAGGAAAUGUGCCAAGAGGAGGGGGGCAUCCUCCUCCCACGCCGCCGUACCCCCCACUCGUAUAAAACCGCGCAGCAGAAACGGACGAGAAAGGUGACGUACGAGAGGGAGCUCCUCAUUCAGCGGGAAGAGGAGGAGGACAUCAAGAUGGUGCUGGAGUGCCUUGGCAACAUAAGGUUCAAAGGGGAGGCGCUCCCGAUUAGCGGCCACCUCAGCGGAGUACCAUACGGCCCAACGAAAGACAACCCGAUGAGCAACAAGGAGUGCCUCUUUUCCGAGUACCUCUCCAAUGCCACACAGAGUCACCCCCCCCACAGCGCAAUCAGCCACGAUAACAGCUUUUGCAAAAAAAAUAAAAAAAAAAACUACCACACGUACGACUUCUGCAACAUACAUAUAUACAAUCAUGAUGAGAAGAAAUUGAAAAAUAAUUUUUUAAAAUUAAAAAAAAAAAAAAAAGAAUAUGUGGAGGAACUAAUAGACGUACUAUUUCUGAUAUACCAGCUGAAGAAGCUUUCCCCCUUUUUGCCCAUUUCAGAUUGGGUCAUAAUCAUUCUCAUUAGAACCAUAGGAAGGAACAGAAGCAUCCUGGACGCCUUCAAACGGAAGAUGCACUGGGAGUACAAGGACCAUUUUGAUUUCUGUCGGUGCCUACCCAGUGAGGUUUCCCCCAAGGGCAGCGGAUUCAACAUGAGUAACUUCAUUUCGGCGAGGAAUGCAAACUGGUUUCGCCUCGAAAUUGUGAGAGCGAUUAUUCAUUUGAUUCUGCAGGGGAGCAUCCGUCUGUUUCAGGUUUUUUAUCGCUACACCAGUGAGGGGGAGUACUCUCACGAUGAGAGGGGUACCCAGGGGUGUCCUCCCAAAUGGAGACCCAACUCGUUUGCAAGUACCCCCACAAAGGAAAAAUACCUCUUCGUAUCAAACUACACAAACUACGUGGAGAGGAAAACCAUAUGCAGCCAUGUGCUUAACAUUUACAGCGCCUUCCAGUUCUGCCUCCAAAUCGCUCAGCUCUAUGAGGAUGCCCAAUUUGAAAUGCUCCUGUGGAGCAGUCUGUAUAGCAUGCUGCUCAUAUGCCAGCAGAAGCACCCCUUCUUCUUUUUACCCUUUUCGAAAAUGUUCUCCAAAUAUUUUAAGGACUACCAGAAGAGAAGCUACUCCCCCUUCGAGUUUUACUUCUUGCUCUACGGCUUGAGCGAUGUGAAUGCCUUCGAGAAGGGGAGCCUCGGCGGUGCAGCUGGCUACCUUGGCGGUGCUGCUAAUUACCUUGGCGGUGCUGCUAAUUACCUUGGCGGUGCUAACUACCUCAGUGGCGCUGCCAAAGGGGGCCCUUUUAGCCACCCCCCCGAUGGAUGCUACUCAACCGAUGGACGCCGCUCAUCCGAUGAACACGCGGCAAACUCCUUGAAGCAAAAAUCCCACCCCCAGUUGGCCACGUCAAAAGGGACCAAGGACGCCCAUAUUUACAAAUACAGCAUUGUGGGCUACAUAAAGCUAAUCACCAUUUUGAAAAACGUCAGACACACAAAUAAACUGAAGAAGAAUUUCAUCCAAAUGAGUUUUAUAAAAUAUAUCGUCCGAUGCAUUCACUCUAUUUUGAGAUCCUUGAUUGUCUCUCUCGCCAGCUCCAAUGUGAAUUACUUUAACAAUGCUAUCCUUUUCGAGUUAAAAAAUAUUAUGGCGUUUUUCUUUGGCUACGGCAUUCCUCCCUGCUGCUCCAGCGAGUGGCCGCGCAUCUACCGCCCGCACUACGACCAGCUGCGAACCAUUGCGAGCAAAGGAGUCCAAAUAAACGACCUGAUCAAGUUCCUCCGGACAUACUACGACAAUGACAAACUCUUCGAGUGGAAAAUCGUCGCGUCGGAAUUCAUUAACGUUUUAAAAAACAUGAAGGAGCUCGAGCUGUUUGUGGACAGCCCAACUGUGUCUUUGCAAAAGUUUAAUUUCGUCAAGGAAAACAUCUGGCUCACGCUGAUCGGCGCCAAGCUACGGAACGAUAUUUACAAACUGCCCAUGGACCUAAAAAGAGACAUCCUCCUGCUGCUCAAGAACAUCCGCCUGGUGGACAUGUGCCUGGGCACCAACCACUACGAGCACGUCAACAACAUCUUCACCGUUUGCUGGUUCAUCAUUGUCAAAAUAUUUCAGAAUUAUGAAAAGAGCAAGUGA